Aspergillus tanneri is the source of this 675-nucleotide messenger RNA. RefSeq lists its product as uncharacterized. The transcript has a single exon. The coding region runs from base 1 to 675 and encodes 224 amino acids. NCBI's taxonomy places the organism in Eukaryota, Fungi, Ascomycota, Eurotiomycetes, Eurotiales, Aspergillaceae. The record is from RefSeq and is a predicted model, not a curated record.
AUGGGGACCAUCCCGCAAAUAUACCUUGAUGACCGAGUAAUGGGCUUUCUACAAUAUAUUUGUGACCGUGAUUCAAGAACAGCAUUACUUAUUAUCUGCUCUACAAAAGACGUAUUUCUCGGCCGAUUAGUCGCAAAUACCUGCGCCCAGCCCAACAAGACCACUGAUAGUCACCAAUUGCUAACAAAAACUCUGGGACUACUUUCCAAGUCUACCAGAAUCAAACUGGCCUUUUGUCCAACGUUGGAGCAUCUUCGAGCUUAUAUCUCCGUGAUUCACCUGAAAAACGGUUCCGAGCAAGAGUCGAUUGCCGGCGAGAGGAAACGUGCGCACCGACCCUUACUAGCGAUUCUUGAUCUGGUGGCGCUGCAUUUAUCCACUUCUGAAUUCUCUGCUCAGGGGCUGUCUAGAACGUUUGCUGCUGCUGUAGAAACUUCUUCACGGGAGCAAAUGGACCUUGUGCUUUGCGAGUGUCAAGACUCUACAGGCUCUGACAAUGAUAGACGUGGUGGAGCAUUGUGGCAUGUCUAUGUGCCAUUACUCAAUAGUUCUGUGCGAACAGGAAGAGACGAAAGUACUUGGGGUGGACGGACUGUUCCUGUGAAGCAAAUAGCACAAAGAUGGUUUGAAUUCAGUAGCUCCGACAGUCCCACCACGAGUAUCGCGGGUCUCUAA